AAACCUUUGGCUCAACAUUACAAAGUGACCCACAUCAAACUCUGCAAUUUUCUCUUCUCUUCUCUUCCACCAUCUAAACAUAGUUUUGAACCGAUGGCUCGGUUUAAUCUUCUAAUACCUUUGUUGUCACUAUUGCUUACUGUUUCUGUAUUCAUCCACCCGGCAUCGGCACAACUGCGAAGAAACUACUACGCCAAUGUCUGCCCCAACGUCGAAUCCAUUGUUAGAAACGCCGUAACACAAAAAUUUAAGCAAACAUUUGUCACGGUCCCUGCAACUAUCCGACUCUUCUUCCAUGAUUGCUGGGUCAAGGGUUGUGAUGCUUCUAUUAUAAUUGCGUCUACUGCAACCAACACGGCUGAGAAGGACCACCCGGACAAUUUGUCGUUGGCCGGAGAUGGAUUUGACACUGUGAUCAAGGCUAAAGCAGCUGUUGAUGCAAACCCAAACUGCAAGAAUAAGGUCUCCUGUGCUGAUAUUCUUGCCAUGGCGGCAAGAGAUGUUAUUGCACUGGCUGGAGGACCUUCAUAUGAUGUGGAGUUGGGAAGACUAGAUGGGUUGAGCUCAACAGCAUCAAGUGUUAAUGGGAAGCUGCCUCAGCCAGGCUUCAAUUUGAAUCAGCUUAAUGCCAUGUUCACUGCCAAUGGCCUAACUCAGUUAGACAUGAUUGCUCUUUCAGCGGCCCACACCGUCGGAUUCUCCCACUGCAGCAAAUUUGCAAACAGGAUAUACAGUUUCAGCCCUAAGAACCCAGUGGACACCACGCUCAACCCGCAAUACGCGAACGACUUGCAGACAAUGUGCCCGAGAAAUGUGGACCCAAGGAUAGCCAUCAACAUGGACCCAAACACUCCCAGAAUCUUUGACAAUGUCUACUUCAAAAAUCUCCAGCAAGGCAAAGGCCUAUUCACGUCGGACCAAGUCCUCUUUACCGACCGGAGAUCCAAACCCGCAGUAAAUGUUUGGGCCAACAACUCAUCUGCCUUCCAGCAAGCUUUCAUCUCAGCCAUUACCAAAAUGGGUCGGAUUGGUCUCAAGACGGCAAAAAAUGGGAAUAUUCGUCGUGAUUGUAGUGCAUUUAAUUAAGUGCAUGGAAAAAUAAUUUGCAAUUAAUUUUUUAAUAAGAAAAUUUCAUUCCAAUAAUGUAACUUGUGAUUUUUUUUUGAGUGGUAUAUAUCAUGGUAAUAAUGAUUAUUCGUUCUGGAAUAAAGAAUGUUACG
This is a messenger RNA of Ilex paraguariensis (yerba mate), 1220 nucleotides long. NCBI's taxonomy places the organism in Eukaryota, Viridiplantae, Streptophyta, Magnoliopsida, Aquifoliales, Aquifoliaceae. The record is from the annotation of a GenBank genome assembly.